AUGGCCGCUCUUGCUGCCCUCUUAUUCACUUUGAACCUCUCUCGAGAAAUCCAUCCUCUUCUUUCCCUGACGUGGGUGGCUGAUUCUGAAGAUCACUGCUCGGUAUCGGCAACUCCUGUUUCCCCCGGUGAAGAACUCACUAACGGGAACAGCUCAAAGAGGCUGUCCAAUUGUCCGCCGGCAUUCAGCUUGAUAGCAAUCCCGAAGGUCGAGAAUGACGAACAAAACAACGACGACGAGGUGGAGGAUUCCGGUGAGCUGAACAUUGGUUCUUUUCCACAAGGUUCCACAGCCUUGGACCUCGUCAGCGGGCUGUUCGCCACGUUACAGCACAAGAUGCCAGGCGUUGGUUCCGAGUGGAAUUCAACGCCGGAAUUGAAGGCGCGUCAGUUCGUCUCGAAUCACGCACGAAUCCCUCCUUACAAGCAACUGGAAGGCUUCCAGACGAGAAUGAAAGGCUGGCAAAGGGAGUACAUCAAAGACAUCAUUAAAGAAGGACAUUACCCUACCGAAGAAGAGCUUCGAGACAUUGAAGUGAAAUGCGACCUUAGUCGAAAACAGGUAACUAGUUGGAAUUCUUUGUAA
Cooperia oncophora is the source of this 585-nucleotide messenger RNA. Lineage: Eukaryota; Metazoa; Nematoda; Chromadorea; Rhabditida; Trichostrongylidae. The record is from the annotation of a GenBank genome assembly.